AUGUCGACUCAAUCACUACGCAUACCAACGGUGACAGAGGAUGACUUGCGACUCUUCCACGACAAGCAUUUUUCUGGUUUGAGCUCUGAACCCUCCAACAGGCACCACGAUGCUCAUGUAGAUCUCGAACAAGACUUUGACGAUGAUGGUCUUGGCUACUACUCCGACGGUGUCAAGCGUACACUCACCGAUGAUCAAAUUGCCAUGUUCAGACACAGUGAGAUCCAAACUCUUCUACGAGAGCGCAGGCGGAAACGCGAAAUUGCCGAAAGCGAAUCGAGCCAAAACGUGCCCAGCAAACUCACUCAGCCGGUAGGUGACAUGAGUACACCAGACACAGCCGAAGACUCUGUAAGCCAGCGCUCUGCAAGCACCUCAGAAUCCCAAGGCCUGGGUAAGCGAAAAUGGCAAAGGUUCAUCGAUACGUCAGAGACGAACCCAGAGUACUUGACUCACCGCAGAAUUGCCCGCGAGUUGGAUGAGCAAAAGGCAAGUUCUAUCGACCUGGCAUAUGGCGAUGAAGAAUCUACAUCUUCAGUUGUCGAGAAGCAACCAAAAGACCCUUCAAGUUCACAGACUCGUCGAAAGGAAGUCUCGUAUGAUGAGGCAAAUAAAUCUACACCAGCACAACCGCCCUCAAAACCUUCUCAAAAACCAAAGUUCAUCUGGCCAACACUGGGAGCUAAGGAUGAUUCGAAAAAUGGACCCACUGCAUAG
Aureobasidium melanogenum CBS 110374 is the source of this 717-nucleotide messenger RNA. RefSeq lists its product as uncharacterized. The record is from RefSeq and is a predicted model, not a curated record. NCBI's taxonomy places the organism in Eukaryota, Fungi, Ascomycota, Dothideomycetes, Dothideales, Saccotheciaceae. The coding region runs from base 1 to 717 and encodes 238 amino acids. The transcript has 2 exons.